GCCAGGGGAAGUUGCAGAGCCUGUGUGGUGUCGGUGAGUCCCCCGUGGUCCGGUGCUCGGUGCCCCCUGUUGCUUUAAGCAGUGCGUUCUGUCGUCCGACAGGAGGCGUGUCUCCCCUGCGGCCGGAGUGCCGCGUUACCAGACGCAAUACCGGGGAAGCAUAACGGCUCCUACAUAGAAACAAGUCAACUUCUUUGUGCGGUUCUGGUGACUGUUUCAUGCCCCAGCUCUAUCUAAGUAAAUGGAUUUCUUCAAGCCCUGCCCUGCCUAACAUGGAUGCCCCACCACCACCACCACCACCACCACCACCUCAACCAUCAUCUUCCUCAGCUGAGUCCGAGGGCUGUUUCUUCUUGGCGCAGUGAGCUGGACACGCAGUGAUUCUUUUGCCAAAUGGAUGUGGGAAAAUCGUUUCUCAGCCCGCCGGUGAUGAUCAUGCCGUGAUCUUCCAGCUGCCUGAAUUCACGUUAAAGGGGGUAAAGAAAAAAAUCUGGGGAAUAUACCGAUUCAGGGAAUAAUAAAAAAAAAACAAAAAACGUGCGCACCACACAAGCACCAUGAAGAUUACCUCCCUGCAGAUAUUUAAGGCGAGAUUCAGGUGCAUCGUCAGGCUUCUGCUGCUAUUACCCUGUGUGGGAUACUCUCAUGGGAUGCCACACGUCCUGAGAUUUGGGGGGAUAUUUGAGUCCAUUGAAAGUGGCCCAUCUGGUGCUGAGGAACUAGCCUUUAAAUUUGCUUUAAACACAAUCAACAGGAACAGAACCCUACUGCCAAACACCACACUGACCUACGACAUCCAAAGGAUAAACAUCUAUGACAGCUUUGAAGCCUCCAGAAAAGCUUGUGACCAGCUUUCUCUUGGGGUGGCAGCUAUAUUCGGUCCCUCACACAGUUCCUCUGCCAAUGCGGUCCAGUCCAUUUGCAAUGCCCUGGGGGUCCCACACAUCCAGACCAAAUGGAAGCACCAGGUAUCAGACAACAGAGAUGUGUUCUACGUAAGCCUCUAUCCAGACUUCUCCUCCCUGAGCCGGGCCAUCCUGGACCUGGUCCACUUCUUCAAGUGGAAGACGGUCACUGUGGUUUAUGAUGACAGCACUGGUCUGAUUCGAUUGCAAGAACUUAUAAAGGCACCAUCCCGGUACAACAUCCGUUUAAAGAUCCGGCAGCUGCCUGCAGAAACCAAGGAUGCCAAACCCCUGUUAAAGGAGAUGAAAAGGGGCAAGGAGUUUCACAUCAUCUUUGACUGUGGCCACGAAAUGGCUGCUGGGAUCCUGAAGCAGGCUCUCGCCAUGGGGAUGAUGACAGAGUAUUAUCACUAUAUCUUCACCACACUGGACCUGUUUGCACUGGAUGUGGAGCCUUACCGAUACAGUGGUGUGAACAUGACGGGCUUCAGGAUUCUCAACACCGAGAACAGCCAAGUUGCCUCCAUCAUUGAGAAAUGGUCCAUGGAGCGACUGCAGGCUCCACCAAAACCUGACUCUGGUCUACUGGACGGCUUCAUGACCACGGACGCUGCACUGAUGUAUGAUGCUGUGCACGUGGUGGCCGUGGCUGUGCAGCAGUCUCAGCAGAUCACUGUCAGCUCAUUACAGUGCAACAGACACAAACCCUGGCGCUUCGGGAAUCGCUUCAUGGCCCUGAUCAAAGAGGCUCAUUGGGAUGGUCUCACUGGGAGAAUCACUUUCAACCGGACCAAUGGCCUGAGAACAGAUUUUGACCUUGAUGUCAUCAGUCUGAAAGAAGAGGGGCUUGAAAAGAUUGGUACCUGGGACCCUCCAAGUGGCCUGAACAUGACAGACAACCAGAAGGGGAAGACUACAAAUGUCUCUGAUUCCUUGUCGAAUCGAUCCUUGGUCGUCUCCACCAUACUGGAAGAGCCAUAUGUGAUGUUCAAGAAGUCUGACAAACCGCUGUAUGGGAACGAACGCUUUGAGGGCUACUGCAUAGAUCUGCUGAGAGAGCUGGCCAACAUCCUGGGAUUCACUUAUGAGGUUCGCCUGGUAGAAGAUGGAAAAUAUGGUUCUCAGGAUGAGAACACAGGCCAGUGGAAUGGCAUGGUCAAGGAGCUAAUGGACCACAGAGCUGAUCUGGCAGUGGCUCCCCUCGCCAUCACAUAUGUGCGCGAGAAGGUUAUCGACUUUUCCAAGCCAUUCAUGACACUGGGUAUAAGUAUACUGUACCGCAAGCCCAACGGAACCAACCCUGGGGUCUUCUCCUUCCUCAACCCCCUCUCGCCUGAUAUCUGGAUGUAUAUUCUGCUGGCUUACUUGGGUGUCAGUUGUGUGCUGUUUGUCAUAGCCAGGUUUAGCCCCUACGAGUGGUAUAACCCCCACCCUUGCAACCCUGACUCGGAUGUAGUGGAAAACAAUUUCACCCUGCUAAAUAGUUUCUGGUUCGGAGUUGGAGCUCUCAUGCAGCAAGGAUCUGAGCUCAUGCCGAAAGCCCUCUCCACCAGAAUUGUAGGAGGAAUCUGGUGGUUUUUCACGCUCAUCAUCAUCUCCUCCUACACGGCAAACCUGGCGGCCUUCCUCACUGUCGAGAGGAUGGAGUCGCCCAUCGACUCUGCAGACGAUCUGGCCAAGCAGACGAAGAUAGAAUAUGGAGUGGUAGAGGACGGAUCCACCAUGACCUUCUUUAAGAAAACCAAGAUCUCUACAUAUGACAAGAUGUGGGAAUUCAUGAGCAGUCGGAGGCACUCAGUGAUGGUGAAGAAUGUUGAGGAAGGCAUUCACCGUGUGCUCACAUCAGACUACGCAUUCCUCAUGGAGUCCACCACUAUCGAGUUUGUCACACAGCGCAACUGCAACCUCACACAAAUUGGAGGCCUCAUUGAUUCCAAAGCCUACGGUGUUGGCACUCCAAUGGGCUCCCCAUACAGAGAUAAGAUCACUAUUGCCAUCCUACAGCUUCAGGAAGAAGGGAAGCUACACAUGAUGAAGGAGAAGUGGUGGAGAGGAAAUGGUUGUCCAGAGGAGGAGAGUAAGGAGGCCAGCGCCCUCGGAGUGCAAAAUAUUGGAGGGAUCUUCAUCGUCCUGGCAGCUGGACUUGUUCUCUCCGUGUUUGUGGCAGUGGGAGAGUUCCUCUACAAGUCCAAACAGAAUGCACAACUUGAGAAGGCCCAAUGGCGACAACGAGAUAAGAAACAGGUCUUUCUGCAGUGCCAUGGUGAACGAACUGCGGGUUUCCCUCAAGUGCCAGAGACGGCUCAAACACAAGCCCCAGCCACCCGUCAUGGUGAAAACAGAGGAGGUCAUCAACAUGCACACCUUCAACGACCGAAGACUGCCAGGGAAAGAGACCAUGGCCUAAAGUGGGAACCUCAAUCCCUUUAUCACCCUCUUUCCUGUACUGACGUAGUGUGCAAAGACACUGGGGAAAAGGGUGUGGGUAAAUGGUAAGGGGAGUGGGGGACAGUGGGUUGUAAUGGUUGACAGUUGAGUUCAUUUGAAGAUAGAGCAGAGUUACUUAGUAGUAUACCAGUAUAAUGAUGACUUGUCAUUUAUGUUUCCUUAUAAUUAGCUUGAGAUAUGAGAUUCAACAAUAUUUCCUGUGGAAAUAACUUGAACCUGAGUGAGAUUUCUGUGAGUUACCUCAUUAUCAUCUUGGCGAGGCAGCGAACUACAGGUGCCAGAGUUUUCAGAACCCAGGUGUUGAAGAAAGAUUGUCUGGAAAUAAAUCUGAAGUGGGGCAAAAGUGGUCCCUUUAAAAAAAAAAAAGGCAAAAGAAGUGGGCCUAUCAUCUGUAGCUUUUGCUCAGUCAAUCUUUCACUGCACAGCUCAAAACAGGAUGGUUAAGCACCAAGAGCAUGGCAGAGAGUACAAGCAUAGCAAUGCUAACUGGAUGAAUAGUGAGAAAAUUAAAGGAUUUUUUAUUUAUUUACAAUUGUUGUGAAUACAAUGAUCACAUGGGCACUUGAUGAAAUUGAACUCACACCCUGAAGAUGAUGGUGAGCUCAGUGCUCCCAAAAUGUACAAAGAGGCAUUAGUUAGACACAUAUAUUGACUGACAUCAAAAAUGAGAACACUGUAUAUCAUCCAUCAGGCAAUAAGUGAUAUAUUUUAUUUGUGUUUCAGCGUACUAACACCAUUAGUCUUUAAUAGAGGCGUGGAGGCAAGUUUUAAAAGUUAUAUGGUUCGAGUAGGGAAAGCAGAAGUAGGCACAAUAGUGUGCUGUGAAUGUCCAUAGAUCAGCCAAAAGUUUCAAAGAGGAUUCUAAGGAGGCACGGUGCUUUCAGACAGUGAGUGGUUGCCAUCAUUGCUCACUGAGACAUCUGUAGGAUCCUACCAUCCUGUUACAUAGGUUGCUGUUCAUCACAUCCACCCAGUGUAAUCUCAUCAUACAGCUAACAGAGUGGUUUGUAGUUUAAAAUAGAAUAAGCAAUAUGAUAACAAAAAAACUCAUUCUGUAACUUUUUCUAAUUUGCUUUGUAAACAUUACCGGCAAAUAACCAGAUUAAUUAGUUGAAGCUGAUCUGUCCUUUCUCUUCUGGUGAAGAAUUGUGCCAUUCAGAUGACUCUGUAGCUGUAAAAUGUAUUCCCAUAUUGUUUUCUUCUCUGUAGUGUCUCUUGGUGCCAUGGACACACAGUAUUCAGCAUAGACAGCAGCACAGAGAGCAGUAGCUGCCACGUUUACAUCACAAACAAUGGAGGCAUCUGCUCACUGUCUCAAAGCAUCUCUGCCACUAAGAAAGAACUUGAAUGAUGUGGGCAUGGCUCACCAAGUAUAACUUCACAGCAAUCACACAACACACAAACUCUAUUUAUUCAAGAAUAUUUAUUGUUUUAUUUAUGAAACUCUUUAUUUAUAUAUCUAUGGACUGGAUUUUCACAACUGCAGUGAAUUCACCUCACUUCAACUCUGUAUGGAUACACACAGUUAUUGUUUCUGUUUGUUUUUUGCUCAGUGUCAAGUCUCCAGUUUCAUUUUGUACUUCUGUGGCUUUUUUUUCCUCUUUUUUGGCAGCAAAGAUCCACAUUUACUUGUGCAAAUGCAAUUUCUAUGAAAAAGUGUUUUUGUACGAAGAGAAUCAAAAUUUUGUAAUGAUUUUUAUCGACACAAAACACACCAUAAGGAGUGUCGUCCUUGGCAUAGGGGUGGUACUCCAGGCUGUAGUAAGGACACUUUCCUAGAAACUAGACAGAGCCGACAGAGACACAUACCUAAGAGUGCAAGAUGCACCCAUCCUCCAUGGAGCAGGUUCACACCAACUAGUACUCUGCUCUCCAAAAGAGAUGCACUGCAUUCUGACAAAGCAUUAGUGAUAUGUUGUUUUGAGGAAGAGGGAUAAAUAAACUAUUUUUUAUCAUGUAUAGGAAUCAUAUUUAAAGAAAGAUAUUUUUACUUCACAUGGAAGGAGAGUAGUGAUAAUCCUGGUUACAGCAAAUGCAUACUGUACACACAGGUAGGAAGGAAGCUUGUUGAUGAUGCUUAUCAUUCUACACCCCUUAUUGCUGAUAGAAUGCAAGAGUCCAGUGCUGAACCGUUGUGUGUAAAUGGUUUCAAAAGGAAAAUGAUGUAUUUAAAAGAAUUAAAGAACACUUAACUAAUUUUGAAUUUGUUGUGAAAAUAUAAUUCAGUGCACACAGUUUACCCUUUCAAGUUGAUGCACAAGUUUAAAAAAAAUAAAAAAGUAUUCACAACUUUUUCUGUCU
This is a messenger RNA of Amphiprion ocellaris (clown anemonefish), 5654 nucleotides long. RefSeq names its product glutamate receptor, ionotropic, kainate 2 (gene grik2). Gene Ontology annotation, biological process: monoatomic ion transport; synaptic transmission, glutamatergic; modulation of chemical synaptic transmission. Gene Ontology annotation, molecular function: kainate selective glutamate receptor activity; transmitter-gated monoatomic ion channel activity involved in regulation of postsynaptic membrane potential. NCBI's taxonomy places the organism in Eukaryota, Metazoa, Chordata, Actinopteri, Pomacentridae. The record is from RefSeq and is a predicted model, not a curated record. The coding region runs from base 558 to 3401 and encodes 947 amino acids. Gene Ontology annotation, cellular component: presynaptic membrane; kainate selective glutamate receptor complex; postsynaptic membrane. The transcript is spliced from 18 exons.